Kwoniella shivajii is the source of this 1197-nucleotide messenger RNA. RefSeq lists its product as uncharacterized. NCBI's taxonomy places the organism in Eukaryota, Fungi, Basidiomycota, Tremellomycetes, Tremellales, Cryptococcaceae. The coding region runs from base 1 to 1197 and encodes 398 amino acids. The record is from RefSeq and is a predicted model, not a curated record. Gene Ontology annotation, molecular function: FMN binding; oxidoreductase activity. The transcript is spliced from 8 exons.
AUGACCAUCACGCAAACCGAUGCAUGGAGUCCAUUUCAGCUUGGCGAUAUCGAGUUGUCUCAUCGAGUAGUGCUCGCCCCAUUGACCCGUAAUAGAGGCACCAAAUCGGAGAAGCACCCUUCUACAUGGGUUCCUAAUGAUAUGAUGAAAGAGUAUUAUGAGCAACGUGCUACUCCUGGUGGUUUGCUAAUCACCGAAGCCACACCAGUAUCGUUGAGAGCAUCCGGGGUACCAGGUAUUCCAGGAUGGUUUACAUCAGAACAACAAGAUACUUGGAAACCGAUUGUCGAAGCUGUUCAUUCCAAAGGAGGCAAAUUCUUCUCACAACUAUGGCAUCAAGGACGAAAUACUCAUUCCGGGUUAACAGGACAACUUCCAGAAUCAAGUUCACCCACUCCACUAGAAGGUGAUUUCGCUUGGGCAGGUUUCCCUGCGAGACCUUUUGAAGUACCUAAAGAAAUGACUAAAGCAGAUAUAGAACAAACUCAGGAUGAUUUCGUAAUAGCUGCUAUAAAAGCUAGGGAGAUUGGAUUUGAUGGCAUUGAAAUACAUGCUGGAAAUGGAUACCUAUUUGAUCAAUUUCACCACAGCAAUAUCAAUACCAGAGUAGAUGAAUAUGGUGGAUCAAUGGAAAAGAGAUGUCGAUUCACAGUGGAAACUGUGGAAAAGCUUUGUGCAGCCAUUGGUUCUGGAAGAGUAGCUGUUCGAUUAACACCUUUUGGUUUGUUCAAUCAGACUUACGGCGAGAAAAGACUAGAGCAAUGGACUUAUUUAUGUCAGGAAUUGAGUAAAUUCGGUUUAGCUUAUGUUCAUUUGAUUGAACCUAGAUUUGACGAAUUCAAAUCUGCAUCAGAAAAACAAAUCGCUCUAGAAGAAAUGUCAAUAAAUGGUGAAAUAUCAUUGAAACCUUUUAGAAAAGCAUUGGGUUCAACUCCACUCAUGACUGCAGGUGGAUUCGGACCUGAUAAUUUACAUGAAGGUAUUAAGAACGGUACUUCUGAUUUAGUUGCUUUCGGGAGAUAUUUCGUGGCCAAUCCGGAUUUAAUCGUUAGACUUCAAAGUGGUCAACCAUUAUUUAAAUGGGAUAGAACAAGAUUUUAUGGUCCGUUCGAAGAUAAUGAAGUCGGAUAUACAACUUUCCCAACGAGAGAGUUCGCUUCUGUAACAGAUCGUCUCAGAGGUCAACUUGCAGAUUGA